Messenger RNA from Drosophila bipectinata, 2969 nucleotides. RefSeq names its product Cap methyltransferase 1 (gene Cmtr1). The record is from RefSeq and is a predicted model, not a curated record. Gene Ontology annotation, biological process: 7-methylguanosine mRNA capping. Gene Ontology annotation, cellular component: cytoplasm; nucleus. Gene Ontology annotation, molecular function: methyltransferase cap1 activity; nucleic acid binding. Lineage: Eukaryota; Metazoa; Arthropoda; Insecta; Diptera; Drosophilidae.
UCUGGCAGCACUGAUUCAGGGUACUGGCAACUCUGGUGCACCAAAUGAAUAAACAAAUAAUAUCAAACAAUUAAAUAAACAAAUUAUCCACUCCACAACCGCACUGCAGCAGAUAAGAGAAGCUGGCUGAUCCCCAUCGAUAUCCAGAGGCUAGCCUCGCAGCCAGCAGCAUGGAGGAGCCGUCCGACGAUGAGAACGCCGAGCCCACGCCCAAGAAGAUCAAGCGAGAAUGGGUGAAGAGCUACUCGAACAAGGCCAUGGAGAUGAUGAAGAAGAUGGGCUACGAGAACGACAAGGGUCUGGGCAAGACCAACCAGGGUCGUCUCGAGCCCAUCAUCGCUGUGCAGCAGGAUGGCCGUCGGGGAUUCGGUUUGAAACUGGACUCCAUCCAGUCAGCGGCUGGCCAAUGGGAUCCCAGUAUGGAGGAACUGGAGAUACCAGAACCAGUACUGUGGCUGACAAAUUUGGGAGCCGGUGCGGCCAGCUACUCGCAGGAUCAACUGAUGAGCCACAUUGUGACGGGACCGCGUCAGAGAACCCUAGACGGAGAAACUCGCUACUGCGAUCCGACCAUUCUGCACCACAUCCUCAAUGCCAAGACGGUGUUUGACGAUCUCAACGACAACGAAAAGCGCAGGGCCCGCUCCCGCUGCAAUCCGUUCGAGAUCAUCCGUAGCUCCAUCUUCCUGAAUCGGGCCGCCGUCAAGAUGGCCAAUAUAGACUCCAUGUGCGACUUUAUGUUUACCAAUCCCCGUGACAUUGACGGCCACUCGCAGGUGGCCAAUGAUGAGCUGCUCUACUUUACGGACAUGUGUGCAGGGCCUGGCGGCUUCUCGGAAUACGUGUUGCAUCGAAAAUCAUGGCAGGCCAAGGGCUUUGGUUUCACGUUGCGCGGUGCCAACGACUUUAAGCUGGACAAGUUCUUUGCGGCGUCGCCCGAGCCCUUCGAUGCCUUCUACGGCGUCAAGGAGGAUGGCAAUAUCUUCGAUGAGGCCAACCAGGAUUCGUUGAACGAUUACAUCCGUAGGCAUACGCCGCAGGGUGUGCACUUUGCCAUGGCCGAUGGUGGCUUUUCGGUGGAGGGGCAGGAGAACAUCCAGGAGAUCCUCUCCAAGCAACUGUACCUCUGCCAGUUUCUCACCGCCCUGAAGAUCCUGCGGGAGAACGGCAACUUUGUGUGCAAGGUGUUCGAUCUGUUCACGCCGUUCAGCGUGGGACUGGUGUAUCUGAUGUACAAGUGCUUCCAUCAGAUAUCGAUCAUCAAGCCAAACAGCAGUCGGCCGGCCAACUCGGAGCGGUAUCUGGUGUGCAAGUACAAGCGUCCGGAGGCGGAUAUUGUCGGCAUAGUUGGUUACCUCAACGCCAUAAAUGUCAUCAUCAACGAGGAGUAUCCGCAGGACAGCGAACUCGACAUCCUGGAGGUGUUCAACGCCACCGAACUGGCGGAGGACGAGGACUUUGUGCGCUACAUCAUCGAUUCGAACAACUCGAUUGGCAAGAAACAGAUCGUCGGCCUGAAAAAGAUAGCCGCCUUCGCCCAGAAUCCCGAGCUGAAGGAGACCCGUCAGUCGGAGGUGCGUCAGGAGUGCCUGAAGCGCUGGGGCCUGCCCGACAAGCUGCGCCAGGCGCCCGAGAUCAAGCCCACGGACCGAUUGCUGGAGGAGCUGCUGGCCGACUGGGGCAAGGAUCGCAACUGGCUGAAUCAGCCGCCCGCAGAGAUGACCAGCCGGGCCAACCUGCAAACGGCCAUACAGAACGUGGCCGACUGGUACUUUGUGCCCGUGGGCCGCGAGGAGACCAACAUCAAUGCCUGCACCAUGUUCCUGUGCAAGUCGCGCGGCAGCCUGAUGCGCUACACGGAGCACAAGAAGUGGGAACUGGUCGAGGCGGCCUUCGAGGUGCAGCCCCGCUCCAUAUUCUUUGGCCAGAUCGUGUACGAGUUCUAUGGCGAGGGCAGGACCAUCCAGCGGGUGGCGGCCCUACACAUCAUCGAUGGCAUCUGCCUGGGCGGCAUUGAUAUUCGGCGCAAGCCGUUCCGCGAACGGGUCAGCAUGUGCGACAAGUUCGCCCGGAGCCUGAACAAGCCGUAUCGCAAGGAUCGCACCUGCGGACCGUUGCGCAGCAAGCCCUUCUUCCGGCUGCAGGAUAUGGGCAACUUCUUUGCCGAGAUGCGGCUCUACGUCCUCAAGGAUAAUUCACAGCGCUUCGGGUAUGCCCUGGAGGACAACAAGUUCUUUGUGCCCGGCGGCAUAUUGAUGUUCUGCGAACUAACCCCCCACUAUGUGACCGCCAAAUCGAAGUCCCGCGGCCAGCUGUACUACUUCAAUACGGCCAACCGGGAGGCGUAUUUCACGGAUCAAGUACAGCCCAAUAAGGCGGCCGAGAUCUUCGCCUCGUUCCGUAACAAUUAUUUGCGCCGCCUGCUCUGGAAGUGGACGAACCUGCGCCAGGUGGAGGAGCACGCCACCGACGAGAAUCCAAAGAUCCUGUUCCGCAGCGACUUUAUGCGUUUUAUUGCGGAAAAGCUUGGCCAUUGAUAGGCAAAACACAAUCGUAGGCUUAGGUUCAAAUGCACAUACUAGUAGUACUGUGUUUGAUUUUUUUUUUUUCCUCCCGAAUGGUAGAGCCCGCCCCCCCUUGCAUUGUAAAUCCCCCCCAGAGUAUACAUACAUCCUCGCACAACCCUUGACAAUGAGGCCCCAAACCUUACAUAUAUAUAUAUGCACAUUUUUCCUGAAUUUCCGGAUUUUUCCAGGAAUUUUCACUGCAGAUCCUGCCCAUUACUUAGCCAACAUAAGUAUCCGACGAAAUGUCUGCAGGAACUGGGAUUCAUUUUAGAACUAUAAUAAUGCCUUCAUUUAUUAUUUCUAUUUUGUUUCUGACAAUUAUUAAGAAUUAAUCAUUUGAGUGUGUAAACUGUUCUAAUUCUAAAGAUCUUAAGCAACAAAAAAAAAUCAACAAAAACUGUA